AAUCACAGCCCGUGUUUCUUAUGACACCGUGGGAUUCCGCGAAAUUGUUUCUUGGAGUUGAGAGAUGUGCUGCUCUCGGUAAAAUAGGACAAGUUGACGCAUGUGUGGGAGCGCACGGAAAAGAAAGGCGGAAUAAACGCAGACACAAUAGCUCCGGCGGGUUGUGUUUUUUAUUGACCCGGCAGUGAGAAGAAGAAGAAAAAGAAGAAGAAACUGAAUCUUGCGGGAGAAGGAGAGAGAGGAAAAGCCGGGAACGACUCAAAGGGCGAGAUUUCCUGUGGGGGUGCUUAUCCACCCUGCAACCUCAACAAGAAAAGCGCAGCCCUUUGCGGAAUAGUCACAUUGAAGACGACACGUGUGGAUGGUUAACCACAUGUUCCCUGCGCUCUGAGCACUUUAUUGUGUCGGAUUGCCCGUGAACAAACAGACACGAUCCACGCACAACAGUUUGAUUCCCGCAUCCGGAUCUCGCCGUAGUGAUGUCGGAGGUGGAUGUCUCCGCAGACCGUGUCCCCAGCCGACCACCGGGUCGGACAGAGGACAUAUUGAAAGAAAACCAGGAGAACAGGACUUUGCUGAUGGUGGCAAUGAUUUUAUUGGACUUGAACAAAUGCAGCCCGAACGCGAUCAGCGCCGGGGGCGGCAGAUGUCUCGAAGCCGGCGCGCAGGAGAAGGUGGAGCGGGGGAGUUGCCGGUUGAACGCCGGGGACAGCCGGGGCUCGGUGGCACCCAAACAGUCCCGGAACAAGAGGGCGGCGGCGGCGGCGGCUGCUGCUGCUGAGAGGCAGGAGUCUCCCGAGAAGAGACACUGCUGUCCUUUCACGGGCUGUGGGAAGAUGUACGGCAAGUCGUCCCACCUUAAAGCCCACCUAAGGGUCCACACCGGUGAGCGCCCCUUCGAGUGUACCUGGCCAGACUGUGGCAAGAAGUUCUCCCGGUCAGACGAGCUGACACGUCACUACCGCACACACACGGGCGAGAAGCGCUUCAACUGUCCCAUGUGUGACAAGUGCUUCAUGAGGAGCGACCACCUGACUAAACAUGCCCGGCGACACGCAGGCUUCCAUCCCAGCAUGCUGCAGGGCUCGAGCGGAGCCAAGAGACGUCGCUACUCCGUGUCCGUGUCCUCCUCUGACUCUGGAGACCAAAGCCCCGCUGGGGUGUGAGACACACCCACAUACUGUACAUAUAUAUAUACACACAUACAGGUACAUGCAGUAGACACAGAGGCAUACACAAACGUAGACACACCUGCAUGUGUGGUGUGUACUUUCACACAAAUCCCGUCAAGCGAAGUCAGACAACUCAACCAGCCAGACCACUAUUUAAAAAGUUUUUCUACGCAUGUAACAUUGUGCAACAGCAAACAGAAAGAGAAACCUGACUGUAAUCAAAGUCGAGCUUCCCCCCUCUUUGUUCCCUGACGUGAUAUUUAUUAAGGGUUAUUCAGGGUCCGCUUCUAGUUGCUUUGCCAUUUCUAAUGAUGUGAAUGUGUUGUGUGAGGGUUUUUGUUUUGCCUGAAACGAUCUGUUAAGAGGCGUUCAUGUACAUAUCUAGUUACACACUACAUAUGUCCACUUUGCAUCACACCUUUCACUUGCAGGUGAAGACGAGAACGAGGAAACAAAACCAUGACGGAGAUAUUCCACGUCGGUUACGAAGUUUAGGGACUUUCGUAAAAUGUUAUUGUUGCACACAUUCACUCAUACUUGUACCUCCAGUUCAGGAUGAAGCAAAUGUGCAGUAUUAUAUCGUGUAAAUAGAUUAAACAGACUACUUUUCAGAUGGAUGAUAUACUCAGUAUACUGUAGUUAAGUGUUAUUAGAGAGUAAUAAGACAAAGUUAUAAUGCAGAGAAUUAUAGAGCUUUGAUAUUUAAUUUCAUACAUUUGGCUAUGGGCUUAGCAAAUCAGGUAUACUGUGAGCUUGUAGGUUUAGGCAGCGAGUUUCCUGCGUCGAAACAUAAAUGUUGUCACUUCACGAUAAACUCUUGCAAAUAAUUGCACCAAAAUACCUUUACAGUACUUUCAUAAUACUUAAGCAAACCUCACGGGACAAUAAACUUUCAACAUUCUGUGUUUGAGGCUUGAAUAGGGCAGGAAAAUCUCACAGGGUAAAGCCUUUUAAAAAGGUAAAGUUGGAGACUUUACUUUUUCACUUUUUCACUCGGUGUUACGACACAUAAUGGUUCACACGUGUUAACUGUAAACUAGGAGGUUUGUGCCUUUUUUCAAGGGUUUUGUAGCAGAGAGGAAUUUCUACAUUUUCAGUCUUUUGGAAAUACUACCUACGAACAUCGUCAGAUUCUUUAUGUUGAUAUUCAAUGAUGAAUAUCGACGACUGUCUCUUAUGCCAACAGUGCCAGUAGCUGUACAUUGAAACUUUAACUUUUGUUUACUCUGUAUUUGGACUGCAUUUUUAUCAGGGAAUAAUGUGACGCAUGCAUCAGUACUACUCCCCCUGGUGGUGAUGUGGAAGCACAACAUUUCUCACAAAGGAAAGUCAGUUUUUUAUUUUCCAUCCAGCACGCCAUAGAUUAGUUUUUUUGUUUUUUUUAAAUCUAUAAGUUACAUCAUGUAGCAUGUUUGUAUGUAUUUGUUUGGUACAAUGUGUGUGUGUUUUUUUUUUUUUAAUUGUCUGGUAAUCUUUUAUAGUAUUAUUAAUGGGAUUAUAGGUCUUAUUCGUCCACUACAGGAGCCAGAAACAUUGUUGAUGUCAUUAGUUUUCUUUUUAUACUUGCAACAUGAUGCAUUAAAACGUCCAGAUAGAGCGUAAAGUUAGGUGUAGUUAGCCUAGUAGGACACAAACGACAAACAUUUGUAAAAAA
Molecule: messenger RNA, 2826 nt
Organism: Larimichthys crocea (large yellow croaker)
Lineage: Eukaryota; Metazoa; Chordata; Actinopteri; Sciaenidae
Gene: klf9
Product: Kruppel like factor 9
Exons: 2
Coding region: 480-1166 (228 amino acids)
Biological process (GO): regulation of transcription by RNA polymerase II
Molecular function (GO): RNA polymerase II cis-regulatory region sequence-specific DNA binding; DNA-binding transcription factor activity, RNA polymerase II-specific
Source: RefSeq, a predicted model, not a curated record